This is a messenger RNA of Pseudophryne corroboree (corroboree frog), 1874 nucleotides long. RefSeq names its product chromosome 3 C17orf58 homolog (gene C3H17orf58). The record is from RefSeq and is a predicted model, not a curated record. Gene Ontology annotation, molecular function: protein binding. NCBI's taxonomy places the organism in Eukaryota, Metazoa, Chordata, Amphibia, Anura, Myobatrachidae. The transcript has 5 exons. Bases 55 to 1119 code for a protein of 354 amino acids.
GGAAGGACAGAAGACAGGAUCUCUCACAGCUCUCCACUGUUCCUAUCUACUAGAAUGAUAUCAGGGGCUGUGUGCACUCUCGUUCUCUUCAUCGCCGUUGCCAGAAUCACUGCUGCAAAAAAAAAUGUUUGGGAGAAUUCAACAUUCAGAGAAGUGGAGGAUCUUCCCUGGAGGGUGUCCCUGAACAGAUAUCCCAGCCAUGGACUCCUGGCUACAGCUCGUACACUGAGGUUGGGUGAUAGAAAGACCAUAGUGUCAUUGGAUAAAAAGAUAAAGUCUAAAGUCACAUUGGACAAUACCACAGGGCUGAGAAAGACUAUUGAUCACCAUGGCAAUAGACUCCCAACAAGUGUCCUGGUGGAACACUCUUCUACAAAUGAAUAUAGCAACUCACAAAAGCUUCUUCAGGAUAGAAAUCAUCUUCAGUCUGCUUUAGUGUCCUCUCAUUUUCUUUCUACCAAAAUCAGCUCCAUGCAAGAACAAAGAGACACCAAGACCAUCAUUUACAGUUUUUUGGACCAUGAGAGUAACAGACCUGGUAAGAUCAGUCCAAAAAACAACCUAGAUCUUUCUCAUAACUCAAGCAAAGUAGCCUGGAUUAUCAACAGGCACCCCUCCCGCAUCCUCUAUCAAUUUCAUGCCUUCAGGAAAGAAUCUGAUAGCAAAGAAAGGAUUUGUUUGUCUGAAUGCCACAAAGAAAGGGAUGAACGAGAGGCCUAUUGUAACAGUGACUUUGCUGUUAAUGGGAUCAUUCAUGACGUGGACACUCUCUCUAAAGGCACACAGCUCUUGACUAUACUGGUAAAUAGUGGUGGGCUAUACAAGAUGAAUCGUCUUUAUAUAACGCCUGACGGCUUUUUCUUCAGAGUGAAGAUUUUAGCAGUGGACAAUUUAAACUGCCACAAAUCCUGUUUGGACUUCAAACUUGGGAGCAGAUACAUUAUAAUGGGGCAGAUUUAUCACAAGAGGAUGGAAUUACCAUUGUCCAUGCAGCAAACUAUCAGUGGACGUCUAAGAGCUGGAGAUGGUCUUGUGACAAGUGGCAGCAAUUUUGUGAAACGAUUUAACCGGAAGAAAGAACGCAAGGUGCUCGCAGCCAUGCACUCAAAGUGUCAAUGAUUCUGAUACAAACAUACUGGAGAGCAUUUAUUGUUUGGCAAGAUUUUUUUUCUGACCGAUAUGAAUUUUCAUACUGCGCAUGCACACAGAGUUUUUACAUAUUCAUUUAGAUCUAUAUUUGACUGCCCCCCCCCCCCCCCCAACAUUUGGAUAGGUGCAGCAGCGAUGGGCAAAGCAAAAUCUGUGUACACUGAGGGCGUAUUAUACUGUAGUAAUGCAACAUAGUAGGAUGGGGGCACGACUCCAGAUACACCGUUUAGUAUCAGUUUCUCUUGCAGGCCUCUAAGGUUGGUGCAACAAUAUGCAAAGAUGUGAUGAGUACCAUCUUCCGGCUAAUAACUUACUAAGACAAUAGUCCUCUUGUGUAGAAGACAUUACAUUAUAUACAAAUAGUGCAACAUAUCAUUAGCAUUUGGGGAAGAGGGGAAGUCAGUUGCACAGGAAAAGAUAUAAUUGGUGUCUUUAUCAUAUAGACUUGUAAAUACCACUAAUUUGUGUACGGCAUCAAUUGUUCAUACACAUUUGGGGGUGCUACCACAGAUCAUGUUACAAUGCAAGAUAAAGGAGGGGGGGAAAAAGGAGAAAGGAUCGGUUUAUGGUGAACAAAUAAUUAGAAUUUACCUUUUAAUUAAUUCAUUUUAAAAUCGGUGACAUAUUAUAUUGUCACAUAUCUUACUAAUUAGUUGCAUGCGAAAUAUAAAAAAAAACAUAUAUAACAGUUAUGUGAAAGUAUGACAAUACUGUGAGCUACAAAA